AUGAAUCAAAAGGUGGGGUGUUUCAAUGAGUGUUAUAAACGAGUACAACAAGCACAUCACAGUGGUUGGUCUGAUGAGCAAAUUCUUGAGAAUGCACAUCAAUUGUACAAAUCUGAAAAUAACUACUCAAAUUUUUUGCUUGUGGACUGUUGGAGAUUGCUAAAGGAUGAGCCGAAAUGGAAUACAAUGUACCAACCAAAAUGUGGUAAGAGAACAAAGGUGUCAGAUACAGGGGCAUUUACUUCUUCUUCCAAUGCAGACAUCAGUGAUGAUGAAGUACGUGAAGUGCACCCUACUGGCCAAAAGGCAGCAAAGAGAAAAGGGAAGGAAAAAAAAGACACACAUGCUAGAUUUAUAGAGAUUAGUGAACAGAAAGCAUAUGCAUUGGAGAAAUUGGUGGCGAUAAAGGAGAAAAAUGCAGAAGAUAAUAGGAUGACAAAAUACAUGGAUUAUCUCAUCAUGGACACGUCGCAUAUGACUCCUGAACAAAAGAAAGAUCAUGAAAACGUGUGUACUUAUAUUAAGAAUAAUAUCCUGAAGUUGUAA
Messenger RNA from Humulus lupulus (European hop), 546 nucleotides. RefSeq lists its product as uncharacterized. The transcript has a single exon. Bases 1 to 546 code for a protein of 181 amino acids. The record is from RefSeq and is a predicted model, not a curated record. Lineage: Eukaryota; Viridiplantae; Streptophyta; Magnoliopsida; Rosales; Cannabaceae.